AUGAUGUCGCCUUCCUCACUGUUCUUGAUCUUUGCUCUGGUGCUUAAUCCGGCCGUCGGUUAUGUGAUGCCAGAUGGGCACACAGGCAAACUCCCUUCGCUUGGCUGGAACUCGUGGAACGCAUAUCAUUGCGACAUCGACGAGGAUAAGGUCUUGGCAGCUGCACAGGCUCUCGUGGAUCACGGUUUGCGAGAUGCCGGUUACACCUAUGUCAAUAUCGACGACUGCUGGUCAGAGAAGACCGGCAGGGUGAAUGGCCACAUCAUGCCAAACAUGACUCGCUUUCCGGACGGCAUCAAUGGGCUUGCCGAUAAGGUCCACGGUAUGAACCUCAAUAUGGGUAUCUACAGCACGGCUGGGAAUGCAACGUGUGCCGGCUACCCAGCAAGUCUGGGAUAUGAAGAUGUCGAUGCCGGUGACUUCGCUUCUUGGGGUAUUGAUUACCUCAAACUGGACAACUGCAACGUAUAUCCUCUCAAUUGGACAGACCAGUUCAUAUACUGCACGCAAGAUCGUUCUGACAUCAACCUCACGGCCAACGGAACUUGUACGCAACAGCUCGAUCCCGACCUGGCACCAGCAGGAUACGACUGGCGGUCAUCCAACACGUAUGAGCGAUUCACCCGCAUGCGGGAUGCCUUGGCAGCACAAAAGCGGGAGAUGUUGCUGUCCCUCUGUAUCUGGGGAUAUGCCGACGUGUAUGACUGGGGAAACGAGACUGGCAUUAGCUGGCGAAUGUCUGGCGACAUUGGGCCAUAUUGGAAUGCAGUGACGCGAAUCCUGAAUAUCAACUCUUUCAAGCUGAACAGCGUCAAUUUCUGGGGACACAAUGAUGCAGACAUGCUGGAAGUGGGCAAUGGGAACCUAACAUUCGAAGAGACGAGGUCGCAUUUUGCCUUUUGGGCAGCAAUGAAGUCGCCUUUGCUCAUCGGCACGGACUUGACCAACCUGUCACAGACCAACAUCGACUUGCUGAAGAACCACUAUCUGUUGGCGUUCAACCAGGAUGAUGUGUAUGGUGCGCCAGCCACACCAUACAAAUGGGACUGGACGUGGGAUCCUUACUCUCCUGCUGAAUACUGGUCCGGAGCAUCGCAGAUGGGACAUUUGGUAUUGAUGCUAAAUCCAAGUAACGACACAGCGCAGCAUAAAGAGGCUGUUUGGUCCGAGAUCCCAGGACUCUGUGAUGGAUCAUAUGAGGUGACUGACGUUUGGACUGGUCAAGAUAUGGGUUGCCUGCAAUCGUAUUCGGCGGAAGUGGCCGUCCAUGAUACCGCUGCGAUUCUGGUGGGCAAGAGAUGUUAG
Exophiala xenobiotica is the source of this 1305-nucleotide messenger RNA. RefSeq lists its product as uncharacterized. Bases 1 to 1305 code for a protein of 434 amino acids. Gene Ontology annotation, molecular function: hydrolase activity, hydrolyzing O-glycosyl compounds. The transcript has a single exon. Lineage: Eukaryota; Fungi; Ascomycota; Eurotiomycetes; Chaetothyriales; Herpotrichiellaceae. Gene Ontology annotation, biological process: carbohydrate metabolic process. The record is from RefSeq and is a predicted model, not a curated record.